AUGCUGCGGUGCACUUCAGCAGCAUCACACCGUUCACGCUCCCUGACUGUCAUUGCCAAUGGUUCUUCCGCUGUUCAGCCGAUUACCAGCAAUGCUGCCCUGAGAUACAUGUGGACAACGAGGUCCGAAUCCAAAGCCAGCGUCUUCUCCAGAAGUUCUUUCCACAGGUCUGCUGCGAUGUCUCAGGUCUCCCGCUGGUCGGCAAUGUCGUACCCUAGCGAGUUGUACCCCUCAAGCGAACUUCUGUCUCAUGAUUCUGCAACCCCACCUCCGCAGAUAUUGGGGCCCGAAGCACAGUUGGCAACGACUUUGGCAUGCAACAUCCUUAAAGGCCUGAACUCGAAGGAUGAAUCUGUGGUUGACGAUAGCACUGAACUGGUUCCAGCCGACUUUGGAAAACACCUCCUUCAUCUCUUCACAGCGUAA
Messenger RNA from Endocarpon pusillum Z07020, 426 nucleotides. RefSeq lists its product as uncharacterized. The record is from RefSeq and is a predicted model, not a curated record. The transcript has 2 exons. NCBI's taxonomy places the organism in Eukaryota, Fungi, Ascomycota, Eurotiomycetes, Verrucariales, Verrucariaceae. Bases 1 to 426 code for a protein of 141 amino acids.